ACAGAAAUCAGCAUUGUUACCUCUGAGCUUACAUUCCAAAGUCAAUCAAUUGCCAUUAUCAACUAGUCACCAUGGUCAAGACAGUGUCCUUGUUUGGAUUUCCCACUGUGGAGUCUCCAGAAGCAGUGACAAAAUUUCUAGAGGAGUAUACUGGAGAAGGAACUGUUCGGUGUGUGAAUGUUCUUCCUCCAAAACGUAGAGGAUCAAGAUCAUCUGCCAUAGUUCAAUUCACAACUGCAGAAUGUGCUGAAAUAAUACUUCCAUUAGCCGAUGAUCGAAGACUCUGGUAUGGAGAGUCUUAUCUGAAAGCUCGAGAAUGGAAGGGUCACAUAGCACCAAGAUCAACAGCCAUGGCCACCAUCUCAGAGAUCCCUCCCGAGACCAACAACCCUCCUACCAACCCCCCUACCACCAAUGCUCCUGUCAACACCACUACCCAAACAGUUAUCAAUACCACAACUGCCAAUUUUCUCACAAUCAAGCUGGACCCCAACAAUUAUUCCUUGUGGCUUGCCCAAAUCACUCCACUCCUCGAAAGUAAAAACCUUAUGGGUUUUGUCAAUGGCACCAAACUUUGUCCUCCGGCGUUUCUGCGCUCUGCAUCUGGAGAACUCACAGAUGCUAUUAAUCCGGCUUAUGAAGAAUGGAUGGCCACCGAUCAAAUGAUUCUCGGCUGGAUCAAUGAAUCCUUAACCCCCUCAGUGUUGUCCACAGUCUCCCGCUCCAUCUCAUCUCACACAACAUGGGCCUCUCUCUCUCGCCGAUAUGCUUCACCAAAUCAUAAUCGGAUUCUUCAGCUAUGCAGCACACUCCUUCGCACAACACGAGGAGAUUUGUCCAUCUCUGACUACUUAGACAAGAUCAACCAAGUGGCUGAUACACUUGCACUCUCUGGCCAUCCUGUUGCUGAUGAAGAUCUCAUAUCCAUUAUUAUGAACAACGUCGGACCCCUGUAUGAACACACUAUUAGUUCUGCCCAAGCUCGCGACACACCGAUUACCUAUGAUGGUUUGGAGGCCCUUCUCUUGGCUGCUGAGAGCAGGUUGCGCAACCACAACAUCAUAACCCUUGAAUCUGCUCCUACAGCUUUGGUCACAAACCACUCCUCCACCGGCGGUUCCCGUGGUUGUGGUUCAUUCAAUAGCUCUCCAAGAGGCCGUGGCAAUUAUUCUCCACGGGGGUCUUUCUCUGGACCCUCUUCCUACAGCCGGGGUUCCAACUUUCCAACUCAUCGCUUCUCUGCCAUGGCUGCCGCUGCUACAUCACCCCAAUCCUCCUCCUCGGCCUGGCUCCUUGACACGGGUUCUAAUACCCAUAUUACCAAUGAUCCCAAUGCUCUCACUAAUGCUCGUUCAUACAACGGCACAGACACUGUCAGUGGUGUUGUUUCUGGCCCAGGUUUGCAGAUCUCCAAUGAUAUAGAACAGAUGGCAAUAGAGAUUGAAGAGCAGAUCGAUCGAAACAAGUCCAAACCUGGUUUACUCAAGAUUUGGCGUUCGGUGUCCGAUUGACUAUUAUGAUACAUUUCUGGAAGCGGAACGACUCAAUGAACCAAACUCGUCGCUUUGCCACGAUAUAUGGGCUUUUUAGACCAUCUGAGUCCGUUUAGGCCUUCAAAAUACAGAUAUACUUGUUUUCAACAAUUAUUUUUAAUAGUUUGUUUUGAAGUUGGUUUUCUUUUAAUCCGUAGGCUUUUAGGUUUUGAUGUUAGUUACUCUAGGGUUUAUUUGCUCAUAUAUAAGG
Molecule: messenger RNA, 1743 nt
Organism: Fragaria vesca subsp. vesca
Lineage: Eukaryota; Viridiplantae; Streptophyta; Magnoliopsida; Rosales; Rosaceae
Exons: 2
Coding region: 72-1511 (479 amino acids)
Source: RefSeq, a predicted model, not a curated record